ACUAUAACCUACUCAUGUAAUAAAGGAUUUAGGCUUGAAGGACAGCAUGUUCUUACUUGUUUGGAAACAGGAGAAUGGGAUGCUGAUACCCCUAGUUGUAAAGAGAUAUCCUGUGAUCCUCCAGAAGCUAUUGAUAAUGGAUUUGUAGAAGGAGCUGACUAUAGAUAUGGUGCUGUUAUUAUUUAUAGUUGUAUGCCAGGAUUUCAGUUGACUGGACCUGCCAUACAAACCUGUGAAGAUUUGGGCUGGUCCAGUUCUGCUCCAAUGUGCGUGCAUACAGAUUGUGGUCUGCCACCACAUAUUGAUUUUGGUCAGUAUACCAAAGUUCAAGAAUUUAUGUUAAAUGAGGAUUUAAAGAAUGAAAUGUUUGAUGGUGCAGUAACUACCUGGACUCCAAAUAGCAAUCACUCACUGACCAGUGAAGUCUCAGAUUUCUUAUAUGGGACGUAUAUCUUAUAUACUUGUUACCAUGGCUAUGAAAUUUUGGGCAUACCACUUUUAGCUUGUCAGGAGGAUGGAACUUGGAAUGGAAGUGCCCCUGUGUGUGCACCUUUAGAAUGUAGCAUACCAGUAGCUCCUGAAAAUGGCAUGGUACAAUACACUGAAACAACACUUGAUAGCACUGCACAAUACAAAUGCAAUUCAGGGUAUGAACUUAUUGGAUCAGAUAAAAGCUCAUGUUUGUCUAGCAAAAAAUGGAGUAAUGAAGUGCCGCAGUGUGCUAUGAUCCUAUGUAAGGUACCCAACGUCAUUUUAAAUGGAUACACAGAAGCAUUAAAUAAUUCAUUUACAAGUGAAGUACAUUAUAAAUGUGACUUGGGCUAUAAAUUACAUGGACCAAGCAAAAGAACAUGCCAAGAAAAUAAACAGUGGGAUGGAGAGGAACCUAUCUGCAUUCCUGUUUCUUGUGGGCAGCCACCAGCAGUGAUAAAUAGCCAGGUUUUAGGAAAAGAUUAUAGUUAUGGGAAAGAUGUUGAAUAUAAGUGUCAUGAAGGCUACUUGCUUAAAGGAGACAAAAAGAGGACCUGUCUUGAAAAUGGACACUGGAGUGGAAUAAUGCCAUCCUGCUCAGAGAUUGUAUGUGAAAAGCCAAAUGCGUUAGAUAAUGGAGAAGUAACUGGAAUGGAAUACGGUGUUGGAAAACAAAUACAUGUUAAAUGCAAUCAGGGAUUUGACCUGAAAGGUGCAGCAUUGCUUACUUGUCAGGAAAAUGGGACAUGGGAUGCCCAAGAACCCCUGUGUGAACCAAUAGAUUGCGGACCUCCAGAAGAUAUCUCACAUGGUUUUCUUAACAGCUCAGGAUUUAGUUACAAUGAACAUGUUUACUAUGUUUGUUUCCCUGGUUAUGAGAUACAUGGAACUGCAACACGUCAGUGCUUAGCAAAUGGUUUAUGGAGUGGAAUUCCCCCCACUUGUCUACCUUGUGAAUGUCCCAAGCCAUCUAUUCAAAAUGCAGUGGUCAUUGGAGAAGAUUUUAGCUGUGGACAGUCAAUCAGAAUUAAAUGUCAGGAUGGAUUCAAACUGCUUGGACUUUCUGAACUCAGCUGUCACUCAGCUGGAAAGUGGAGCUCUGGUUUUCCACUCUGCGGUAAGGUCUCUUGUGGUACUCCACCAACUCUUUCUCAUGCCUUUGUCAAUGGAAGCAGCUUAAUUACUGAGAAUGCCAUCUCAUACAACUGCGAAACUGGAUAUGUAAUGAAGGGAUUAUCAGAUCUCAUUUGCACAGAAGAAGGGCAAUGGAGGGGACCAUAUCCCAACUGUCUGUUAUUAUCUUGUGGACCACCACCUGAAAUUCCCAAUACUUUGACAACUGGUGACUCCUAUACCUAUGAAAGCAUCAUUGAAUACCGGUGCCAAGAUGGCUAUAUAAUGGAUUCAGAUAAGUCAACAAAAACUUGCCUGGAAGAUGGUUCUUGGUCAACAGAGGAAAUUGUAUGUGUUCCCAGAAAAUGUACAUUACAGGCAAACACAGUAAAACUAAAAGCAGAUUAUGAUAUUAAUAAAACCAUAACCGUUGACUGCAAACCUGGCUACACAUUAUCAGGACCAAGUACCUCAACUUGUAUGACUGAUGGUAACUGGUUACCUCCAUUGACUGAUGAUAUAUGCUCUCCAAUAUCAUGUGAAAAGCCAGCAGCGCCAAACCAUGGAUCAGUGCUUGGAACAAGAUUCCUCUAUCAAGAUACAAUUUUGUACCAAUGCGAUUCGGGGUAUGAAAUAGAGGGAGCAACUGAAAGAGUUUGUGAAGCUAACAAAUUAUGGAGUGGAGUAGAGCCUGAGUGCAAACGAAUCUCAUGCAAUCCUCCAGAACCUUUGGAGAAUGGGAUUAUCCAGGGCAUAAACUAUUUUUAUGAAGAUGAACUUCACUAUAGUUGCAAUCAAGGCUUUGAACUUCUUGGGCCAACUCGAAGGAUCUGUCAUGUGGAUAAACAGUGGCGCCCCUCCACCCCCCCUACGUGUGUGAGCGUAACCUGUGAGCCUUACCCAGUUAUAGAGAAUGCCAUUUCUGUUUCAAGAGGAAAUACAUAUAGUAGUAAUGUCACCUACAUAUGCAAUCCUGGUUAUCAUCUUGUUGGGCCAGAGAAUAUAACAUGUCUAGCUGAUGGAACAUGGGGUCAACCUCUUCCAUCUUGCAAGGAAACAAGAUGUGAAACCCCAAGUCAGUUAGAUAAUGGAUAUACUGAAUAUGACAAUGUCACUGUUGGAAGCAGUGUAAAAUACUAUUGUCAAAAUGGAUAUAGCCUGGAUGGUGAACAUAUAGCAGUGUGUACAGGAAAUGGAACAUGGAGCUAUCCCACACCUGUCUGUAAACAUCCUUGUCCUGUGCCAUUUGUUAUCCCAGAGAAUGCAGUUGUGACAGAUACAGAGUUUUAUGUUGGCCAGAAAUUGUAUAUAAAAUGUAGAAAGGGAUAUCGACUUGCGGGCCAAGAUGUUAUGACGUGCGAUGCUGAUGAAACCUGGACGGAAGCAAAUGCCAAAUGUGAAAAAAUUUCAUGUGGCCCUCCAAUUCAUGUGCCAAAUGCAAUGGUGCGUGGACUAUUCCACCAUUAUGGAGACAUGGUGACAUAUUCGUGUUACAGUGGAUUUAUGAUGGAAGGAUCAAUUAGGAGUGUUUGCUUGGAAAAUCAGACGUGGACUACACCGCCAUUUUGUAAAGCUGUAUGCAGGUUUCCCUGCCAGAAUGGUGGUGUAUGUGAAAGACCAAACGCAUGUUCAUGUCCUGAAGGCUGGAUGGGACGGCUCUGUGAAGAACCGAUUUGUAUCCUGCCAUGUUCUAAAUGGUGGUCGUUGUACAGCUCCAUACAAAUGUGAAUGUCUGAAUGGAUGGACUGGAUCUCGCUGUCACCUUGGUGAGU
This is a messenger RNA of Staurois parvus, 3356 nucleotides long. Lineage: Eukaryota; Metazoa; Chordata; Amphibia; Anura; Ranidae. The record is from the annotation of a GenBank genome assembly.